AUGAAACGCACAGUCGGAUUGGCCUUGUUCAAGGAUUUUCUCAGCACGGAAUUCAGUGAUGAAAACAUUGAAUUCUGGAUUGCGUGUCAGGAGUACAAACAGAUCACCAAUCCGAAAAAGCUUGCAGCACGGGCACAACGCAUUUUUGCCGAAUUCAUCGCGGUACAGGCUAACCGGGAGGUUAACCUUGAUUCGAAAACACGACUUCAGACUGAAGCUGAUUUGGCAAAUCCAACCAUACACACAAUGGAUAAUGCGCAAAAGCGAAUACAAGCAUUAAUGGAAAAAGACUCCUAUCGUCGUUUUCUGCGAUCUGAAGUAUAUAUGACACUAUACACCGAGGCGAGAGAGGUUGCAAAGGCGGCAGCCGCGAGUGCCCUGGCAGCCAGUCUUCAGGAAGCCAGUAACGAACUGGAUGGGGCUGUGCUGCAUCUGGUCAACACCGCGUCGUCCACAUCUCCCUUCUCAUUUCUGAGUAAUCUGAGCUCAGGUUUUUCCAGUUCCCCCGGUCCUGGACUGCAUUUACCCGGUGUAGCUGCCGCGGCUGCCAGUGCUGAAGCUGGGAUGAACAGUGUACAAGAUUUACAACUACUUGGUUUAUCCACAUCCAGACACAUGCGAUGUAUGCAGGCGAAUGCUGCUGCUGCCGCCGCCGCUACUGGCGGACGAACUCCGGCAAAACUGAAACCCGACGCAGCUGGACCGCCCGUCAAAGUUGGGAGCCCUACUGCUACUACUGGACAGACAGAUCCCGUGAAAGAAACCAAGUGA
Molecule: messenger RNA, 771 nt
Organism: Echinostoma caproni
Lineage: Eukaryota; Metazoa; Platyhelminthes; Trematoda; Plagiorchiida; Echinostomatidae
Source: the annotation of a GenBank genome assembly